AUGAAUCAUUCAUUAGCUUAUAAAUGUAAGAAUUUUUUUCAAGCUAUUGAUUUAUAUGGUGCUUAUCCAAGUUUGUUGAUAUUUGGAUAUCAAAAAUAUUCAAGUAUUCUAGGAGUACUUUUUACGAUUUUAGCAUCCUCAUUGACAUUUGCUUACUUAGUUUAAGAAGUUUAGGAAUUAGUCUUGAAACAACUCCCUUAAACUAUUUUAAGUGAGCAUCUAGUCUUAGAAACAUCGCCAUUUCCAUUAUCAUCUAAGAAUUUCACUCUAGCAGUAUCAGUUGGUGACAUGGAUUCAAAUCCUUUAACAACAAUUGACAAAUACUUUACAAUUUCAAUUGAAAAUUGCAAAAGAAUAAGAUAAUUAAACACAACUACCAAUAAAAUAGAUGUCAUUAAUACAUGCAUUAACUAUCCCACAGAGGCAUGCACCGUUGAAAACUUUGUUACAGAUAUGCAAAAGGAAUAUUUUAAUAAAAUUCGAUUAGGAGCAGUCUAAUGCAUAAAGAAAGAAGUCUUAGAAAGCAACCCUCCGAUACUCUAAGGAAUAAUUUCCGGUAAUACUUAUUAAUAUAUUGCCAUCAAAUUUUCGGCUUGCAAAAAUAGUACAGAGAAACAGGAUUGUGCAACUUAGGAGUAGAUAAAUGAAGAGUUAAUCAAUGGUUUUUACGUUGUUCAUAUAAGUGAUUCUUUGGUUUAAAUGAGUAAUCCUCAGGAUAUCCAAUAAAACUUUAUAAAAUUGUAGUUCACAUAAUUUUCAAUCUCAACUUCGAAAACCAUCUAUUCUGGAUUUCGGAUAAUAGAAUCUAUUACUGAUAAUGGUGUAUUGACUAAUAAUAUUGUGGAAAAUUAAUUUUUGGUUUAAUAAUACCUUUAGGAAUCAACUUCAAGUUACAAUUCCGAUUAUUUAGUCAAUCAUUUUAUAAUUUUAGAUAACAAAUAUACUAGUUAUUAAAGAUCCUACAUCAAAUUACCAACUAUCUUAAGUAAGAUUGGAGGUCUAUGGUAAUUAAUAUUUAUAAUCUUUGGGUUUAUUACAAAACCAUUCAUUUAGACUGAAAUGAAGAUCAAUUUAGCAAAUAAAUUGUUUAGGUUUUAGGAGGAGGUAAAUGAUCUUACUUAAAGUGUAAAAAAAGACACCAGUACAAAAUAAAAUUUAGAGAAAUAUGUAUAAAAACCAGGAUAAAAAUUACCUGAUUCAUUAAUAAAUAUUCUGUAAUUCUGUUUUGGAUGCAAUAAGAAAAGACUAAAUUCAUUGAAUUAAGCAAAUUUGAGAAUCUAAGAAAAUUUAGAUAUAGUGGAAAUAAUGAGAAAAUUCUAACAAUUGGACAAUCUAAAAUAGGUUUUAUUGACUGCUAAUUAGAAAAUUUUGUUUGAUCUUAUUCCCACUCCAAUGAUAAAUGGUUAAUAACAAAAUAAAUUGAAUUAAGAAUAGCAUCCGGAUCAAAAAAUAAAGAAUUUGGGAAGGUUUAUUGAAGCUUAUAAAUCAUUUUUUUAGAUUCAAGAAAUGCCAGAAAUGAAUGAAAAUAUUGGAUAAAAAAUAGUUAAGUGUUUAGAUUAAGAUAUGAUUAAACUAUUUUAUGAGCAUCAAUCAGACUCUGAAUAAAGAUAGAGAGAAAAUCUAAAAUAAUUGUUGAUGGAAACUACCAAGAUUUUGAAUCAAAAAUGA
Molecule: messenger RNA, 1668 nt
Organism: Paramecium tetraurelia
Lineage: Eukaryota; Ciliophora; Oligohymenophorea; Peniculida; Parameciidae
Exons: 7
Biological process (GO): reciprocal meiotic recombination
Cellular component (GO): nucleus
Molecular function (GO): double-stranded DNA binding
Source: RefSeq, a predicted model, not a curated record